Molecule: messenger RNA, 5004 nt
Organism: Scleropages formosus (Asian bonytongue)
Lineage: Eukaryota; Metazoa; Chordata; Actinopteri; Osteoglossiformes; Osteoglossidae
Gene: csf1a
Product: colony stimulating factor 1a (macrophage)
Exons: 9
Coding region: 210-2168 (652 amino acids)
Biological process (GO): positive regulation of macrophage differentiation; osteoclast differentiation
Cellular component (GO): membrane
Molecular function (GO): cytokine activity; growth factor activity
Source: RefSeq, a predicted model, not a curated record
AACAGUGCCCUACUGUCAGGUGGUGGGAAAUUCGGGAAGAGUAAACAUCACAAGAUCAUUUUUUGUGUGCUUUUAUUUGCAGUGUAACUGCAUAGGCAUUGUUUUUUUUCUUCUAUUGGAAACAAAAAACAAAAGCAAAGGAGGGAAUACUCUGCUCCAAUGCAUCUAAAAGUGGACUUUGCUCUUUUUUAUUUGCACAGAUCAGCCAGAUGAACACAUACAAACCAGACAACACUUUUUGCAAAGCCAAGGCAGGGCAUUGGUUCUUCGUCCUCCUCCUGUGCUUUCGUCUGGCCUUUGCUGAAGUCCCUGGUCCAUGUCGGCACUCUGUGACGAAGGACCACCUCCAGAAAUUCAAACGUCUGAUUGAGAACCAGUUGCAAAAUGGCUGUCUAAUAAACUACACGUUCACUGAGCGCCAGAGUUUGGGUAAAAUCUGUUAUGUUAAAGCAGCCCUUCACCAAAUCCAGGACCUACUCCAAAAUCAUUUCAAGUAUGCCCGGAGCUCCGAUAAUUAUCGUUACGUAAAUGAAUUGAAGGAGGUGAUCAAAAAUAUCUUCUCUCAAAAAUGCAUUCCUGAUAUUGAUGAGGCCCAUGAGGAUGACCCGAUAAAGUUUCAAAAGGUCUACCACACUUCACCAAAAGAAGCACUGCAAAAAGCACAAAAAGUCAUUGAGCUGUACAUGGAGUUGAUGAUGGAGAACAAUGCUCCAGUGAACUGGAACUGUGAAGAAGAGUUUGGACAAGACUACAUAGAAUCCACCAUAGUGACCAUCCGUACUACAGGUCCUUCUACACAAUGCCAUUGCUCUUGCCCAACUUUGGGUCAUGGCUCCUCUGAUCAGGUUUCCUUGCCAGCCACCAGCCCAUGGAGUGGCGUUCCAAAGCCCAUUUUCUUACAGUCACAAUUUCCACAGCAUAUUCCAGGGUUCAUCCCAACUCCCCAUGUAACUGAAAGGCCAGACGGUUGUCAAUAUACAGACCCUGGCUUUGACAGCUCCUCAAAAAUGAAGGUGACAGAUUCCACUGUUCCUAUAGCAGGAAGCAAGGUAUCUAGGGAUAUCUCCUCUACAACUGGACUGGCAAUCGUGGGAGGCACAGAUAGUGAUCCUACAUACCAACCAAGCUCUCCAUUUUCUAAUGAAGAGAAUGAUGGGCCCUCUUUUGUGUCACAUAGAAAUUUUCAGCCUGUUUCAGUUUCUCCUGACCCUGUCACCUCUGAGCCUUUGGAUGAGAACAAAGCUUGGAACAUACCUAAAACAAGCGCACAAGUAACUGAAGUUUUUGUUGAUGGCAUUGAUCUGGGCAGUGGGGUGCCUUCCAUGUCAUCUUUAGCUUCUACAGAGAGAUUAAGACAAAAUGGAAUAUUCACCUUUACAACCACUGAACCAAUCCAUGAAAGCAAGCCCAAAUCAAGCAACAGUGUCAACUCUGAGCAAUCUAUGGAUGAAUCAACUACAUCUAUCCCAUUCCAGGAAGCCCCUGUUGGUGUCACUCCAGAUAAACUGGAUGAAAACACAGCUGUUAUGCUGGUAAAAAGAUCUGUUGAUCCCAGACUGAAUAGAUUACAGUCUAUUUUGGAGAGUGAUUCUCAGAGUUGGGUUGCUUCUAAUGUUCCAUUGGUGCCAAAUGUUUCAAGUGCAACUGAUAAAGACACAGAAGUUCUACAGAACCUUCCGAGUGAUUCCAAAAAAGUUUUACCAACUCCAGAAGUUGCCAACGAAAUCAAGGGAACAUCAACAGUCAUUCCCAUUUUAAGGAAAAGUGAAGCCACAGUGAGUAAACUCUCUGGGCUUUUCAUAAGAGAGUCACCUGACUUCCACAUAACCACUGAUGACCCAUCGUCUAUUCCAAAGAGUGAGUCAGUAUCUGUCAUGCUCAAAGAUGGGACAGUGGGAAGCCCAGGUAGAGUACCACAUUCUUCUCAACAUCCAUCAGCUAAAGGAUCAUCAUCAAUUAAGGCUGUCGGAGAUCAUGGAAAGGACUCCAAGAUCAACACAUCAGAACUCCCCAAUAUUUCCUACAAGACUGCCUUUAUAAUGGCUUCAGUGUGCGGAGGACUACUGCUUAUUACUGCUCUCUACUGUUAUAAAGAGCAACAGAAACUCAGAACGCUACUUCAGAGACACAAAAUGGUUGACAACCAGAGAAAUGCUAAAAGGACUUAAAAUGCCAACAGAACCUGCAGAAAUCCACUAGCCCCCUUGUAAGUGUCACCAGCUUCCUGUGGUCACAGGUCCAAUCGCUGGGGUGGUUUAGGACCCCUUGUUGAGCGCUGCAGCAUAGGAGGUGUCAGACUCCCCUGAGACCUUUCUUUGUGGUUAGGCAAGGUCGAAGUCCCGGGGGAUGAUGCCUGUUCUCGUGAUUCAGUCACUUCUGGCCCCGAUCGAGAAAUAUCCAGGGUAUCUGGUACAGGGAGUUGGGGACCCUUACCAAUGGGCUCCUCCAGGUCAACGCUGCAUUCCGGUUGGGUUUGGUUGGCGAAGCUGGUAUCCCUGGAGCGUAUCCGGUCUAUGUGCCGACGCCACAUCUCCUGUCCGACUUGGACCACAUACGAAACCAGUCAGGUAACCUUUAUUACAGUUCCAGGGAAGGUAAGGGGCUGACGUGAUAUGCUGCACUCCAUUACAUUCCAGGAAAUUCCUGAAGUCGGCAGACACAAACUGUGGUCCGUUAUCGGAGACUAACUGUUCAGGAAGACCAUAGUGAGCAAAUAAAGUUCUGGCUUCUUCCACAAGACAGGCGGUGGUAGUGGAAGGCAUCUUGAUCAUCUCAGGCCACUUGGAAAAUGCAUUCACCACUACUAAAUACAUGCUACCAUGGAUCAGCCCUGCAAAAUCCAUGUGCACUGUUUGCUCAGGGGUAUCUGGGUAUUCCCACGGGUGCAAGGGAGCAUGAUCUGGGGACAGUCUCCACUGCUGACACUCGUCACACCUUCUAACCAAGUCUUUGAGUGCUUAGUCCAUAUCCAGCCACCACACGUAGUUUCGGACCAAGGUUUUUAGCUUCACCACUCCCAGUUGUCCACCAUGUAAAACAUUGAGCACUGCCAAUUGACAGGCAGGGGGUACUACUACCCUAACACCCCGUAGCAGGCAUCCAUCAUGCGUUGUCAGCUCAUGCCAUCUUUGAUAAUACGGUUUCAGAGGACCCUGCUGAUCCGACACCAAGGUCCAGCCCUUCAUUAUUUCCUGAAACACCUGACUGAAUAUGGGGUCUCUCUGAGUGUGGAGCCUUAUUUGCUUGACCAAUAGGGGCAGAGGGUCAACCAUUUCAACAUGAUACAAGUCAAUGUCUUCCAAACAGUUGUUUAACAGUAAUGGAAGGUGGGACAACCCUUCAGAAUUGCUGAUCUUGUCAGACUUAUGGUAGAAUAUAUCAUAGCGAAAGCCUCGUAGAAACAGCACCCAACUUUAUAUCCUUGCCACUGCUGUAACUGGUACACCCCGAUGUUGUAAAGUGUCUACAUUCCAAAUACUGUUGGAACUUACGUAUUCCCCAAACUAUGGCCAAACCUUCUUUGUCCACGAAGCACCUGCUCUGAAGCCAUCAGUUCCUUGGCUUUGUUAAAAGCUUGUUGUUCUCGGUCACCCCAUACAAAUUGAUUGUCUUUUCUCAAUUAGUGGUUCAAAGGCUGUAGAAUGUCUGACAGAUUGUGCAUAAACGAUCUGUAGUAAUUGACCAUACCACAAAAAGCUCAUACUUGCGGUGUGUCUUUGGAAGGCAGAGCAUCAAGCAAUGUGCUCACCUUUUCUUUUGACUUAUGUAACCCCUCUUUGUCAACGACAUGUCCAAGAUAGUGCACCUUGGGUGCUCUGAAAAUACACUUAUCCCCAUUCAGUCUUAGUCCUGUCCUGUAAGCGUGCCAUUACUAAAUGCACGUUGGUCCAAUGUUCUGCCUCUGUCCAUUCUGUGAUGAUUAUAUUAUCAAAGUAGCAUUGUGUUUGGAGAAUGUCUCUUAAUAUUUGGGUCCAUGGCCUGUUGCCAUAGCAUAGGGUCAGAGGCCACCCCAAAAACCAGAUGCUUAUAGUGUUUCAGACCCAGGUGAGUAUUCACGGUUAAAAAGUGCCUGAAUUCUUCCUCCACCUCCAUCCGUAAAUACGCCAGUGCCAGGUCGAGUGUAGUGAACACCGUUCCCCCCAUGAGUUUCGCUAAUAUUUAUUCGAUCCAAGGCAGCGAGUAUACUGGCAUCUGGAGCACCAGGUUAAUUGUCACUGAAAAGUCUCCACACACCCUCACCUUAUCAUCUCGUUUCAAAGGAGUCACAAAAGGAGCAGUCCAUUCUGGACACUUUCAAUUACGUCAUCUGUCUCCGUUCUAACAAUGCCUCAUCAACCAUAGGUCACCUGGUGAAUGAGACCGGCCAAGCUUUAUGAAACUGCGGAACUGCUCCUUCUUUUCACUGCAACUUCGCUUUAAUGCCCUUUACUUGUCCCAGCUUCUUAUCAAAGACCAUUGGGUAUUUCUGUACCACCUCUCGCAAUGGACUCUUACUCCGUACAUCAUGAUACGAGAUAUUGCUCCUUUCUGACCGUUCGAUUGUACGAUCAACGCCACAAACUCUUUGGACCGCUUCCCAGUCUGCCAUCUUACACAACCAUUCCCUUCCAACCAGUGGGGGUCCAGUCCCUUUAACUAUGUACAGGUCUAGAGCAACCAUUUUCCUGAGUUCUUCGACCUGCACCUUAGCCUUCUGGACCACCUUCAACUUUUCACUAGAAUAGACUGUCAGGGACAUCUUGGCCUUGUGGGUGGGGAGCCCAGGAAACUUCUGGUGAAACUGGGCUCGCUUUUUAACGUUCACCCCCGAAGCAGUGUCAGUCUCCAUCUCCAGGAGUUUGUUCUUGACCUUAACCAUACACAUGAGUGGCUCAACUGCUGUGUAAUUACACAUUUUGAACGGAUUCCGGUGCUGGAUCCUCUAAAUCACUAGCACUGCCGUCAUCUGAGUUAUGCAUGGCAUGCACUUGCCCCCUCUGGCCUGACUGGGGUUUUUUCUCAUGG